GUGUUCUGAGUAUGAUACAGUAGUGUGGCCCACCAAACCACCAAACUCGAAUAUUAUCUAGGUGCGAAGAAGGUAUCGAUCUGUCAUAAAAACUUAAGUUGUGCACGGUUCAUAAACCAGCUCAAGAAGGUUUGCAUUAGCAGUAGCUUUCCUACCUGUGACCAUCCAGGUGAGGUUCGUACUGGAUAAUGGCAGAAUAAACCAAAGAUACAGUAUACCCCAUUGAAAAGGUUCUCCAGUUCGAAUAUCGACCAUCAAUAUUGCUAAGUCCGGUUUGACCUUUGGUCGUACUAUAUAACUAAGCUCUUCCGUCUGUACAUGCUGUAAUGACAGCUUCAAAUCGGCUCAAGCCUUUGUCUGAGAUUAACACAAGCGUACUAUAGCGGAGAGAGGCUAAUAAAGCAAAGUCAAUAGAGAAAAAUGAGCGCGACUCUAAGAAGGAGUACAGAAAUACGUACGCGAGGACGUGGUGACAAAGGAGGGAAAAGUCUGAUAGUUGCCGAAGCAAGAGCUAGGGAGACAAUAAGGACUGCACAAAAGAUUACAACUGUUGGAUAUUCGGCAUGCAAUGGCAUUACAAUUGGCUCUGUCAUCACUUGGCCGAGCAAUGCAAGGCUUCUUGCGAACAAGAAUAAUCCCAGCCGCUCGAUUGGUAGAGUGUGGGGAAUACAUGAUGACUGGCUGUUUGUGCAAAAAUACGUCAGCGGGUGGGAUAUGGAGGAGCAACAUUGUGAUGUUUGCGUCCCAGAAUUCGAUGUCUAUAUACCUUGCGAUGUUUUUGAUGUGAUAUUACGAAAUAGCAAGGUUCGAAAGAUAGACGUCUACGACAUGGAAUCGGAUAGAAUCUUCGACGGUAUUUUCGAGGUCAAAGGUAACGGGGGCAAGGGACGGCUUUGGAUUGACGGAAGUAUUGACGACAAUGAGUCGAGACUGGCUAGGCUGCUAAGAGGACCGGCCUAG
Verruconis gallopava is the source of this 960-nucleotide messenger RNA. RefSeq lists its product as uncharacterized. Lineage: Eukaryota; Fungi; Ascomycota; Dothideomycetes; Venturiales; Sympoventuriaceae. The coding region runs from base 421 to 960 and encodes 179 amino acids. The transcript is spliced from 2 exons. The record is from RefSeq and is a predicted model, not a curated record.